This is a messenger RNA of Rhineura floridana, 5790 nucleotides long. RefSeq names its product transient receptor potential cation channel subfamily V member 5-like. Gene Ontology annotation, biological process: calcium ion import across plasma membrane. The record is from RefSeq and is a predicted model, not a curated record. Bases 559 to 2904 code for a protein of 781 amino acids. Gene Ontology annotation, cellular component: membrane. Gene Ontology annotation, molecular function: calcium channel activity; protein binding. The transcript is spliced from 15 exons. Lineage: Eukaryota; Metazoa; Chordata; Lepidosauria; Squamata; Rhineuridae.
CCGCGUAACUCGGAAGAUGAGGACCACAGCUCUGUGGUUGUCCCCACCGUCCGAUAUUUGAGAGAAAGUCCUUGACGUGCGUAAAAAUAUGCCCUCCGUGGAGGCGCGUAGGCAGCCCCAGAUAGAGGUAAGCCCCCGGCGGGCCGGCCAGGAACUCCUUGACCCACGGCCAGCAGCGGGAGGGGGCGUGUCCUCCCCUGACCCGCCGCCUCCCUCGCCUGCCCCUAUAUCUUCCUUGGCCAGGACCACGGCGACAAGCGUGUCUUCAGCUCUGGCCCUUUCCAACGCCAAAGGGGAACAAGGAGCGAAGCCGCCUCGGGGAUUGGAAAGGAAGAAUCACGCUCGCUAAGGCCGAGGAGGGCGCCCGCUCGGGACGCGCGGCACCCAAACCAGUCCUCGGCUUCUACCGCCGCCGCCUCGCUCGGCGUUUUGCGGGGCGUUUCGCGGUUCGACGCCCCUGCGGCGCUGAGCUCUGUGCGGGAGAGCGAGCUCAGGGCUUUGGCGGCGGUCGGUGGAAAGGACCUUCCUGCUCUUUCUCUCUUUCGCUUUAAAAACUAAAUGGUCGCCGGCCGCGUUCAGAGCAGGGUCAUAAGACGAAGUGAGUGGGCAACGCCAAGACACCCCGGCGCCGGAUUCCUGCGAGGCGACGCCUGCUGCUUCUACCGCUACUGCUUGUGUUGGGCUGCCAAAGGGAAGGAAGGAAGAAAGGAAAGAAGCGGAGCCAUGGGGGUGCCCGUGCCUGGAGAGAACGGCCCCUUGGGCGCUCUCUGGAAGAGGCUGAGUGGUACCUUACGACCGGAUGACAGCCGGGGCGGCCGCGGCCAGCGGAGCAUCGACGAGAUGCACCUGUUGCAGCAGAAAAGGAUCUGGGAGUCUCCACUUCUCCUGGCUGCAAAGGAGAACAAUGUCCAGGCCAUUAGGAAAUUUAUUUCAGAUGGUUCCUGUGAUGUUUUCCAAAGAGGAGCUGUGGGGGAGACGGCCCUCCACAUAGCUGCUCUCUAUGAUAACACAGAAGCUGCAGAGGUUCUCCUGGAGGUAGCUCCAGAACUCAUCAAUGAGAAAAUGACAUCAGAUCUCUAUGAAGGUCAAACGGCUCUCCACAUUGCAGCAAUCAAUCAAAAUAUAAAUCUAGUGAAAUGUCUGGUCAAGAAAGGGGCUCACAUCUCCACUCCCCGAGCUACAGGACUCUUCUUCAGGCGCAGCUCCAAAAGCCUCUUCUACUUUGGGGAGCACAUUUUAUCCUUUGCGGCCUGCACCGGAAAUGAGGAAAUUGUUAGUCUAUUGGUUGAAAAUGGAGCUGAUAUCAGGGCACAAGAUUCUCUAGGUAACACUAUUCUUCACAUCCUGGUACUUCAGCCCAACAGGACAUUUGCAUGCCAGAUGUACAGCCUGCUGCUCACCUAUGACAAACAAGAGGGGAGUCUGGGACCUCUGGACUCGAUUCCAAAUCUUGAGGGCCUCACUCCAUUCAAACUGGCUGGAAUCGAGGGCAACACUGUGAUGUUUCAGCACCUCAUGCAGAAGCGAAAGCAUGUGCUGUGGUCCUUUGGGCCUGUUAACAGUGUUCUCUAUGACCUCACGGAAAUUGACUCCUGGAGGGAAGACCAGCCUUUUCUAGAACUUGUUGUCUCAACCAAGAAAAGAGAGGCUCGUCAUAUCCUAGACAUGACCCCAGUGAAGGAGCUUGUGAAUCUGAAGUGGAACACAUAUGGGCGUCCAUAUUUCUGCUUUCUGGCUUUAUUUUAUGUCCUUUAUAUGAUUUGCUUCACCCUGAUCUGUGUUUAUAGACCUCUGAAAAAAAGGGCAGACAACCGAACGGAUGAACGGGACAUUACCAUCGCCAUGCAGAAAACACUGCAGGAGUCGUACCUGAUGUAUGAGGAUUACCUCAGGCUGGUGGGAGAGCUGAUCACAGUGAUAGGAGCCAUGGCAAUUUUGCUCCUAGAGAUUCCAGAUAUUCUAAGAGUUGGAGCUGCUAAGUAUUUUGGACAAACCAUCCUGGGAGGACCUUUUCACAUCAUCAUCAUUGUGUACGCGUGUAUGAUCCUGGCGACCAUGGUAAUGCGCCUCACGUCCACAGAUGGAGAGGCGGUACCCAUGUCCUGUGCCUUGGUUCUGGGCUGGUGCGACAUCAUGUAUUUUGCACGGGGGUUUCAGAUGCUUGGGCCCUUCACCAUUAUGAUACAGAAGAUGAUAUUUGGAGAUCUUAUCCGCUUCUGUGGGCUAAUGGCUGUUGUGAUACUUGGCUUUGCAUCAGCCUUUUACAUCAUCUUCCAGACAGAGGAUCCUAGUGGUGUGGGACACUUCAAUGACUACCCCAUGUCUCUGUUCAGCACCUUUGAGCUGUUCCUGACCAUUAUUGAUGGUCCUGCCAACUACGAAGUGGACCUGCCUUUCAUGUACAGCAUGGUGUACUUUGCUUUUGCCAUCAUUGCUGCUUUGCUCAUGCUGAACCUGCUCAUUGCCAUGAUGGGAGACACCCACUGGCGGGUGGCCAGUGAACGGGAUGAACUUUGGCGGGCACAGGUUGUUGCCACAACUGUCAUGCUUGAGCGGAAGCUCCCACGAUGCCUCUGGCCUCGUUCUGGUAUCUGUGGGCAAGAGUACGGACUAGGGGACAGGUGGUUCCUCAGGGUGGAAGAGCGUCUGGACUCCAACAAACAGAAGAUGCUUCGCUAUGCAGAGGCCUUUAAGAGCCAGGACAAGGAGGAUCUCGAUAAAUUAUCUGGGAAGCUAGAACUGGGCGAGCAUUUCCAAUUCCAGAAGGAACCAUCUCCAACAGUCUCACGGAGCACGUCUCAGAGUAGUUUCCACCGUGGUUGGCAAAUCCUACGGCACAACACCUUCAGCCACCUUCGUGGAGAAGUGAACCGUGCCCUGGAAGAAGAGGUCUAUCAUGUCUGAAAUGCCUCUUGACUGACUGUACACUACUGGUGCUUUGUACUGCAUCACUAAGUCCUCCAGGUGCUGGCGCGAUCUUGUUCCUGCAUUAUCAGACAGCAUUCAUAGGAACAUAAGAGGAGUCCCAUUGAAUCAGGCCAGUCUAUCAACCUGCUCACAACGGCCAGCCAGAGGCCUAUAGGAACCGUGAAAGCAGGACCUGAGCACAACAGCACUCAGUUCUUGUGAUCGCUGAGCUCUUUCAUCAUAUCCCUGCAUUGGUACUCCCUCACAACUGCGCUGUCUCUGUACAUCAGGGCAACGGAACUGAACAAUUUUUAUUGGGAUCUGCAUCUCCUUCCUGUAGAAAUCAUUCUAAGGAGAGCAGUGGAGUUAUAUCACCAUCAGAAUCUUGUAGGAGUCUAGUUAUGACCUGAUCAAUAGUUCCUAUUUCUCAACAUGUUCUCAGGCAACAUUCCACAAAAACCUCCCUGUUACUUAAAGAGCUGGCUCUAUGGAAAAUUUAGAUCUAACAUGAAGAGAAUUUUUUGUUGUUGUUAAACUCAGGGAACUAGGUAAAGCUGACACAGCAGCUAAGCAGCCUGUCAAUAGCUAGCUAGUUAGCUAGCACUCUAGAGGAUCUUCAAGUGUAUGGAUAUCAUCAACUGAGUACAUUUUCCACACUUCUACCCUGGGAGGGACAGAGUGGGUUCUGCUUUUUGAGUACAGGAAGCUAGUGCACUUCAAGCCAAACAUACGACUGUGGAUUUAUCCCAGAUAGAACUUUCCUAGGGCCAUAUCAUAGAACUCAUUCGUUCUUGAAGGCCAUGAUUGAGGCCACUUUGAAUUCCUUUAAUAUUUGCUAUUGGGGGAUGUGGGGGGAGAGGGUUAUGAACUCAUUUGUGUUAAUGUGCAGCUGCCACUUCUCCUUGCUGGGGUAGAUUGAGACCUGUUUUGGUUAUACCAUCAGCUGUUGCCAGUUCCUGUGCACAUUUUAUGUGGGGAGGUGCUCCAUCUUCCCAUCAUCUCCAUACUCACCCACAGCAGUACUUUAUGAUGCCUGGUUAUGGUGGAAGAGCAAAUGUGAGGCAGGAUGCAGAUGUCUGGAUUGCAAUCCGGAUUGUGUAGCUGAUAGUGGUGGAUGAAAGUUCUUCCUCGCAGUGCAUCACCUCUUGGCCCCUUUUGAGUACUGUUGUCACAGAAUUUUGCUUAAAGUAAGUCUGGGGGGUUCAAGUAAAAUAGCCAAGGAAUUUUGGGCAGAGCUUUAAACGUCUGCAGAAUGAAACCUAGCAAAAUGUGUCUUUCUUGAAGAUACAGCUUGGGAGGAAGACUUGUCUUUCCACAAUAACAACUAGAGUGAGACUAGUGCUUCUGCAAUCUCCCUCCAGCUUUAUCCCCACAUAAGAAAAGCAGUGACUUAAGAUUAUUGCCUAUCCUACUGCAGAGUGGAAAGUUUUUCAUGUUCCUCUGUAGCAGGAGCAGUGAGGAGAGGUCUCCGCUGGCCAAAGGAAAUUCACUUGCGCUGCUAUUGUCAAGAUACAUUUAUACCACUUGCAGCAUCAAGUCAGUUUGAAAUAAAACCUUAACAUUGUUUAAUACCUGCUUUAUGCUAUGAUAGUCCCUGUCAUCAAAUUAGUUUGGGCUGUGCCUUCAGAAAGGGGGUUGUUUUUUCCCAUUUUCAUUCCCUGACUUGAAUUCUAUUUCCCGUCCAUGUUUUCCCUCAACUCAGCAGUUUCCAAACUGUGUUCUAGGCUAUUCUAGGGUUUCUUGGAAGCUUUUUGAGGUUUUUCUUUUCCCAGGGAGAAGAUGAGUAAUGGCACUCAAGCUUCCCUGAAAAGCGCCUUGUCCAUCACUACCGGUUUUCGCCAGGUGUGUCCAAUGGAAUAGUGAGCAGGUUUGGGGACAGAUUCUCAAUUUAUGCAGGGCAACAGUGACGCCUAAUAGACUAGGCCAGUGCCCCACGUGAAUGGGGUGCACAUCCUGAAGAUCCACCCCAAACCUCUCUCAAGUUUUGUGGCUGACAUACUGCAGGGUUGAGGGAGGGCUGUAGCUCAGUGAAUAGAGCACACGCACUGCAUGCCAAAGGUUCCAAACUAAGUCCCCAGCAUCUCCAGGUACAGCUGGGAAUGUCCCCUGUUUGAAACCUUGGGGAGACACUGCCAGUCAGUGUAGGCAUUACUAAGCUAGAUGGGCCAAUUCUCUGAUUUAGUACAAGGCAGCUUCCUGUGCUCCUGUGGUGUUCCUUGGCAGGGGGGGAUGAUGUGAAAAGACUUCUUUACAUGGAGGAGUAGUGUUUGGAAAGCUCUGCAGGUGAGCUCUGCAGGAUAAGGUGAAUGAAUGUUCAUUAAUGCACUCUGAUGAGGCGAGUUAGCCUUGGGUGGGCUUGUUCACAUCUCCGUUUCCAGAUAUUCCUCCUUAUGUUUGGGGAUUUUGCACUAUAAGUCUGUGAAAAUGAGAAAUGUGAUUUGCACAUAUAUAAAAAUUGUGAACCAUGGUAAUAAUGGUUUGUGCAUUGUUGGUAAUUUCUUUUUAUGUCUUAAUAUUUGGGAAGAGGAGACUGUGUUCAUCUGCCUUUAGAUUAUUUCCAAAGGAAGCCUGACCCCUUAGCUAGUAAGAAAUGCCUCGGCUCUCCUUACAGUUCCCCAAAAUUUACCCUACACCCAGAACAAUAAGCUUGGUUUUAUUUUUAUUUUUCCUUAAUAAAUGUUGAAUUUGCAUUCAUACUCACUGUAAUACAUCAGAUGUUCUCCGUUGGGAAAUGGGGUGGAUUGCGGGUUUUGGAAUUGUGAAGAUUUUUUGGUAUAUAUAAAAAAAGCAGUCAAAGGCUGCAACCCAAUGUGUACAUUUUUGGGAGUGGGUUCAAUUUAACAUCAGUGGGAUUUACUUCCGAGUAAAUAUGCCUAAGAAUGA